AUGACCAGAGCUCUUGGCCGCUGCAGCUUCGCCGUGACCAAGCUCUCGCUCUCGCGUCACCCGCUUGUCCCAUUUGCUUCUCGAUUCAUGAGCUCCGACGAACGCACGAAAGCCGACGCUGCUGUCGUCGCAGGCCCCACAACAUCUCGUGAUGCUAACGAGACGAUAUUUGAUAAAAUCAUCAAGAAGCAGAUCCCGGCAAACAUCGCGUACGAGGAUGAACAGUGUCUAGCGUUCCACGAUGUGAACCCCCAGGCGCCCGUGCACAUCCUGGUGAUUCCCAAGGACCGAGAUGGUCUCACGCAACUUGCGCGGGCAGAGGAGCGCCAUCAAGCUGUCCUUGGGCACCUUCUGUUCGCGGCCAAGCUCAUCGCUGAACAGCAGAACUUGGACAAGGGCUUUCGCAUCGUCAUUAAUGACGGAGUGGACGGCUGUCAGUCCGUCUUUCACCUGCAUUUGCAUCUCCUUGGGGGACGCAAGCUCGGCUGGCCUCCUGGAUAA
Molecule: messenger RNA, 501 nt
Organism: Peronospora matthiolae
Lineage: Eukaryota; Oomycota; Peronosporomycetes; Peronosporales; Peronosporaceae
Source: the annotation of a GenBank genome assembly